This is a messenger RNA of Cylindrotheca closterium, 309 nucleotides long. The record is from the annotation of a GenBank genome assembly. Lineage: Eukaryota; Bacillariophyta; Bacillariophyceae; Bacillariales; Bacillariaceae.
AUGUGGAUUAGACGAUCACAUAUUCUCGCUCCACUCAAUGGUGUUAAAUGGCACUGGGGGCAAGUCGAACAACAAGCCUUCAAUAAUAUCAAACGUGUAAUGGCAAAAGAAACUUUGCUACACUAUCCUGACUUUAACAAACCUUUUGAAAUCCACACUGACGCGUCCAAGUAUGAGACUGGUGCUGUUAUCACGCAAGAUCCCAAACCAAUUGCCUUCUACAGUCGCAAGUUGCGAGAUGGCCAACACAAUUACACAACCACUGAACGUGAGCUGUUAGCAACCAAUUCUCUUGGGACACAAGAUUAA